Adineta ricciae is the source of this 2316-nucleotide messenger RNA. Lineage: Eukaryota; Metazoa; Rotifera; Eurotatoria; Adinetida; Adinetidae. The record is from the annotation of a GenBank genome assembly.
AUGCUAUUUAAAUCUUCCAUUCUUGCCAUUAUUGUUUAUGUUCAUAUCACUAUUUACUACAAUAUCAUAGAGGCACAAAAUCAAACUAUUAAUAUUCCAAUCGUCACUGCCAAUGUAGCAUUGGUUAUCCGUGUGGAUUCAAACAGUGAUCCACUAGUCAUUUAUCUUGGUAAACGACUUCAAAACGAUGAUGAUUACGCAUCGAUACCCGAUUACUUAACAAAUGGUGACUAUACUGGUCUCUAUAGUUCAGCAUACACACCGAGUGGGUCACGCAAUUUACUUGAACCUGCUAUUCAAGUUACUCAUGCCGAUGGAAGUCCAUCUUUAGAUUUGAGAUAUGUACGCCAUGAACAAAGUACCAAAGAUCAACCGAGUGGAGUUACGUUAACGUCGAUUUACCUUCAAGAUCCAGUCUAUCCGUUUAAAGUUACUCUGAAUUAUAAAGCAUACUAUGAUGAUAAUAUUAUCGAGCAAUGGACAAGUAUUCAACAUUCCGAAGGAAAUGUCGUACGCCUUGAAAAAUACAGUUCAGCUAAUCUUUAUCUUUCAUCAGCGCGUAAUUAUUAUCUCACACAUUUUCAUGGCGACUGGGCGCGAGAAAUGAAACCAGAGCAGAUUCAGUUGACAGCGGGAAUCAAAGUGUUGGAUACAAAAUUGGGUACACGAGCCGAUCUAUUUCAACCACCGUCAUUUUUUCUUUCGUUAAACCAGCCAAUCAAUCACGAAGAGGGCGACGAAGAUCAAGGUGAAAUCCUAGCUGGUACAUUAGCAUGGUCAGGAAAUUAUCAAUUACAAUUCGAGAUCGACCCACUGCGUAAUUUACGUCUCCUAGCUGGUAUCAAUCCUUAUGCAUCGGAGUAUUAUUUACCGGCCGGACAAGAAUUCGUUACGCCAAGUUUUCUAUUUACUUAUUCCUUGAGUGGUUUAGGUACUGUCAGUCGAAAUUGGCAUCGUUGGGCGAGAAAGUUUCGUAUUCCACAAGGCGAAAGCGACCGUUUUACUUUAUUGAACAACUGGGAAGCAACGUUCUUUAGUUUUAAUGAAACAGUAUUAACUGGAUUGAUGAAAGAUGGUAAAACACUUGGUGUUGAUUUAUUUCUUCUCGAUGACGGUUGGUUUGGAAACAAAUACCCUAGAAACGAUGAUCGAGCGGGUCUAGGUGAUUGGCAAGAGAAUGUUAAGAAAUUACCACAUGGAAUUAAUUAUUUGACGGAUGCAGCUCAAACAUUAGGGAUUAAAUUUGGUAUCUGGAUGGAACCUGAAAUGGUCAACCCUAAAAGUGAACUUUAUGAAAAUCAUCUCGAUUGGGUAAUUAAAGUACCAAAUCGUCCUGAGUAUUAUUUUCGUAAUCAACUUGUACUCGAUCUAUCUAAUCCUGUCGUGCAAGAAUUUGUCUAUAAUACUGUUGAUGGUAUGUUUACUCAACAUCCGAUGGUUGCUUUUAUCAAAUGGGAUUGUAAUGCGGUAAUCUACAACGCAUUUUCAACAUCUAAUCCCCAUCAGUCUCAUCUGUACGUCGAUUACGUACGUGGUUUAUAUACUGUUCUUAGUCGUCUACGAACGAAGUAUCCUACAGUACCAAUGAUGUUAUGCUCUGGUGGUGGAGGUCGAGUUGAUUAUGGUGCUCUACAAUAUUUUACUGAAUUUUGGCCAAGUGAUAAUACUGAUGGGUUAGAACGUAUAUUUAUUCAAUGGAGUUAUUCAUUCUUUUUUCCUGCUAUUGCGUCAUGUAAUCAUGUAACUAAUUGGGCAAAUCAACCGUUGAAAUUCCGUACAGAUGUAGCCAUGAUGGGUAAAUUAGGUUAUGAUAUCGUUGUGAACAAAUUGAAUAGUAAUGAUCUUCGGUUCAGCCAACAAGCAUUACAAAUUUAUAGUCGUUUGAAAGAUACAAUUUGGCAUGGUGAUCUCUUUCGACUUGCGUCACCCUAUCGAUCCGGUAGCAACAUAGCGUCGUUGAUGUAUGUUAACGACAAAUUAGAACAUGCUGUUUGGUUUUCAUAUUUGACUGUUAAUCGAUAUGCAGCCGGCACGUCUGGUCCUAUUCGGUUGAAAGGACUCGAUCCAACAAAGCAGUAUCGUUUACAAGAAAUUAAUACCUAUCCAGGAACAAGCAAUUCAUUAGCGGUCAAUCCAAGAAAUCUAUCUGGAGACUUUCUGAUGUCAUUUGGUUUUGAUCCAGUGGUCAAUACACAGCGUACAAGUGUGAUCAUCGAAUUGAAUGUUCUAACAAAUGGAGUGGAAGUUUUAACAUGCUUUUUAAAUAAGAUCAGUCGACAAUUUUUAGUGCUAGCUUAUUUAAUCAUUUUCUUAUGA